AUGUAGUAUUACUUUUACCAUUUCCUGUAACUGAAUCUUUAAAUUAUACCAGAACUACACAUGUUACAAAAUAGUAUCGGAUCGAAUGAUCUUAUCACGCAAUCAAUCACGGAUUUAUAGCCUUGCAUUUGGACAUGAUAGUUCAAUUUUGUAUUGUCACUUCUUAUGAUUAAGCAACCUUUCGUUUCAGAUCAGUCACAGAAUAUGAAUCUACAGUUAAUCUUUCUAAUAUUGAUGGUAGUGUAUGCAUCAUCUGCUGACAGCUCUUGCCCAGGAAUAAACAAUGGAGAAUUCGAAGAUUUGAUGAAUGUCAUGAAGAAGAUUACUUGUCAAUCAGGAGGAACCUUUAAAAAACCGGCGUUUCUUGCAACAUUAACCCCAAGAGAAGUGACGUUAACAUCUAGCAGCGUAGUUAAAUUUGAUUCUAUUCUAACAAACAUCGGGAAUGGAUACGACGCAAAUUCCGGAGUGUUUACGGCUCCACGUAAAGGGACAUACAUAUUCGCAGUGAGUUUCGUCGCUGGUAAUAGAAACGAAUGGCUCGAACUGACCCUGGCGAAAAAUAACAAUCGACUUGUAAGGGGUCAUGCUGCAUAUGCACCAUUUACAACAGGAUCUCUAGAAGCCAUUCUCGAAUUGGAGAAAGGGGAUCGAAUCUCUAUCAUCCAACCUCGUCCUUCAGGGCAUAUUUUAGGUGAAAAUUAUUCGAUGUUUUCCGGACAUUUAAUAUAAGUAAAAUGCAUCAAAUAAAAGUUUGUAACAUCUUAA
Messenger RNA from Mytilus californianus (California mussel), 768 nucleotides. Its product is annotated as cerebellin-2-like. Gene Ontology annotation, molecular function: protein binding. The record is from RefSeq and is a predicted model, not a curated record. Lineage: Eukaryota; Metazoa; Mollusca; Bivalvia; Mytilida; Mytilidae. The coding region runs from base 166 to 732 and encodes 188 amino acids. The transcript has 3 exons.